This is a messenger RNA of Staurois parvus, 321 nucleotides long. The record is from the annotation of a GenBank genome assembly. Lineage: Eukaryota; Metazoa; Chordata; Amphibia; Anura; Ranidae.
UCAGCUCUGGCCAUUAUGUCUAGUAUGCAAAUGAUUGUCAAGCAAAGGCCAUGGGAAGCUGGGCAUUGUUAUGUGGGACAUGUGCAAAACUUUUUCUUUUUUAAAUACCAUAAAGAGGGAGAGGUUCAUUCUUUUUAUAUGACUUUGAGAAUGACAGCGAAGGAAGGGCGGACUGACCAUUUGGAAACUCGGGCACUGGUCGAGGGCCCGGGGUCAGUAGGGGGCCCCAUGAGAUGCCCCUGGUACCUUUUUCAUAGGCUUUUUUGAGUUUGGGCAAGGACACAGGGGCCCCAUGAUCCCCUAUUGCCCGGGGCCCCAUGA